AAUGGGCCCCCCCCGGCAUUUUCACUAUUUCCGUAUGCUCUCCCAUCUUCUCCAGCCUCUUCCAACCCCAAUUUCACUAUUCCGUAUCGUCUCCCUUCUUCUCCAGCCCCUUCCAACCCCCCUCUUCUCCCUUCUUCUCCAAAGCAAGGACGUCGUCUCGCGUCAUCUCGUCUCCUCCCCAUCUUCAUCUGAGAGGACGCCGACGGCUUCUCUUUGCUAGAGUAGGCGGAAUAGGUCAUCGUGGAUCUGAUUUAUGAUGACUUUUGAAAGAGCCUAGCGAAUCUGGAUCUGCCUCCCGCCUGAAAACCCUAGCGAAAUUUCGUCGACCGUGUCGGGGUGUCCAAAUCCGUGUCUUGACCGUGCGUUGGCCGUGCAACCAAGGUGGUAAUGUUGUUGUUAAUAGCUGUGAGGAUGCUAGGCGGUCCAAUCGCUCAUCCGUCCACGAAUACCGUCCUACGAAUACUGUCCUCUAGCUUCUGUUAUGAGUGAAUCUCUAAAUAGCUGUGAGGAUGCACGUUGAUACACAGAUUCAUCCAGCGCCGCCGCAUCAUCUGGAGUGAAUUUUCUGGUCUGUCUACUGAUGAUAUUGCUUGAUGCAUUGCUCUACUGUUUAAUCGGUCUUUAUCUGGACAAGCUCCAGCAAGUACUGGAUUCGUUUAUUAUUUUUGCGGCCCAACAAUCUGACACCAAAGAUUUAGAAUUUCCUUCAUCGGCAUCGCUGUCCUCUGGUGAACCUUCCUUUCUCAGCUUUCCAUGGAUGCUUUACGGCCCAUCAAACAUUCAAAUAGUCCCAUUUCCAAGUCAUGAAUACACUGAUGAUGAGUUCCAGUCCACCAUAAAAACUUUGAUGUAUCUUCUGGGAUUCCUCUACCCAAUUUCUCGGUUGAUCAGCUAUUCGGUGUUUGAGAAGGAACAAAAGAUAAUAGAAGGUCUUUAUAUGAUGGGUCUGCAAGAUGGGGUAUUCCAUCUCUCAUGGUUCCAUACGUCGUGGGUGCAACAUCAAAAAAUUCGCUCAUACCAAGUUAACCAUAUUAUGUUAACUGUUCGUAUUUCUUUCAUUCCAUCGGUAUGCUCCCAGGUACCUGUAAUUGUGAUCCGUUUGCCAGAACUAAGGGGUCUUUCUGUGGAAACCUUCACGAACAAUCGUCGUUUUUUGAUGGUUUUUCCGCUUCUCACAGCUGCUCUUCCCACACCCCCAGAUAUCUGGUGUCAAACAGUUGCCCGUUUCCUUAUUUCUUCGAUAAUAGAGUUGGCUAUCUUUGUGGCGUCUAUUGUACAAGUUCGUGAAGAAGGCUGGACGAGUGGAAUGAGGGAAAGCGGCUCGAUCGACAAAAAAGAAAAGUAG
Pyrus x bretschneideri (Chinese white pear) is the source of this 1345-nucleotide messenger RNA. RefSeq lists its product as uncharacterized. NCBI's taxonomy places the organism in Eukaryota, Viridiplantae, Streptophyta, Magnoliopsida, Rosales, Rosaceae. The transcript has 5 exons. Gene Ontology annotation, molecular function: proton motive force dependent protein transmembrane transporter activity. Bases 581 to 1345 code for a protein of 254 amino acids. Gene Ontology annotation, cellular component: membrane; TAT protein transport complex. The record is from RefSeq and is a predicted model, not a curated record. Gene Ontology annotation, biological process: intracellular protein transmembrane transport; protein transport by the Tat complex.